CGGAAGUCUCCAGGUUUAGUCCUGCCCACCGCUCCUCGCCAUUUGCCUUCGCCGCCUCAGAGCUGCUUCCAUGACCGGGCGCGGGACUCCAAGCCGCUUCCUGACCAGUGUCCUCCACAACGGGCUGGGUCGCUAUGUGCAGCAGCUGCAGCGUCUCAGCUUCAGCCUCAGCCGCGACGGGCCCUCUUCCCGCGGUGCUAGGGAGUUCAUCGAACGGGAGGUGACCGACUUCGCCCGACGGAACCCCGGGGUCGUAAUGUACGUGAACCUGCGGCCCUGCUGCGUGCCCAGAGUAGUGGCCGAAUACCUUAACGGGGCUGUGCGCGAGGAGAGCAUGCACUGCAAGUCGGUCGAGGAGAUCGUGACGCUAGUGCAGAAGUUGGCAGACCAGUCUGGCCUGGAGGUGAUCCGCAUCCGAAAGCCCUUCCACACGGACAGCCCUAGCAUCCAGGGCCAGUGGCAGCCCUUCACCAACAAACCGACCACGUUUGGUGGGCUACGCCCCCGAGAGGUCCUGGAUCUUGCCUCAGCCGAGGUGCAAGCACAGUGAAGAGUUGCCCCAUCAACUCCAAACCCAGGCUUUGGACUCUUACUCCAGUAAAGGUGGUUUCUCCUCUUUGAGAUUCCAAGCUUAGGCAGACAAAUGGAACCCCCACCAAAGGGGAAGUUGACACCAGAGGUUUUGCUUGGGCUAAAGAACAGCUGCCUUUUUCUUUUCAGUGCCCACUUCUAGGGGCAGUAACCUUGUGAGUCCCCUAAUUCUUACCCCGUGGCAUCACUGAAACCUGAGCUGAGAGAGCCUUCAAGGUUUUUAUUUUAUUUUCUCAAGUCCAAAUUAGUAACAGUGAUCUCAAAACACAAUAAGGAGUCUCAAGUCUGACUUCUAAAUAAUCUUUGAUAUCUUGUUGCUACAACCAUUGAGCUAGAGAGAGUUAGCUGUUCUCUGCUGCAAGCCUGGCAUAGGGCUAUGCUCUUUACAUCUGUGUGAAUGUUUGUGUACAGAUUAGAAAACUGAGGUUAAUAAACUUACUCAAGGUCACACUUGAGGUCUUAUUUCAAAAUAUGUGCAUAUUCUAAGCAUAAGCCCUAUUUUUCAUUAUUAGAAAACCAGGAGCAGAACACACAACAACCUUUCAGGGUGGUUAGUAUCAAAGGCCAUGUGCUUAAUCUAGGCCUGACCUCUGGAGGGAGUGAUUGUCAGACCAGGUCCCCGGUAACAAGCCCCAGGUGCACAACCCCCCUCCUGCAGACCCCUCUUUGUACAGAAAUGAAUCCAUGUCUUCCCUUGCGUCAGUGGGUGGGGGGUGCUGAAAAGCCUCUUAAGGAAGAGCAGGAAAGGAGGGCUGAUAAAUAAGGAGUAUGUUUUAGGCUUAGUUUUUAAAAGGGAGGGAUGGUGAGGAAAUGAGAGCCAAUAAAUAAAAAUCUGAGAACUCUUGUAUGAAUUCUU
This is a messenger RNA of Microcebus murinus (gray mouse lemur), 1447 nucleotides long. RefSeq names its product mitochondrial ribosomal protein L43 (gene MRPL43). Gene Ontology annotation, biological process: mitochondrial translation. NCBI's taxonomy places the organism in Eukaryota, Metazoa, Chordata, Mammalia, Primates, Cheirogaleidae. The record is from RefSeq and is a predicted model, not a curated record. Gene Ontology annotation, cellular component: mitochondrial large ribosomal subunit. Gene Ontology annotation, molecular function: structural constituent of ribosome.